Molecule: messenger RNA, 5123 nt
Organism: Callithrix jacchus (white-tufted-ear marmoset)
Lineage: Eukaryota; Metazoa; Chordata; Mammalia; Primates; Cebidae
Gene: PROSER3
Product: proline and serine rich 3
Source: RefSeq, a predicted model, not a curated record
AGGAGCAGAUUCCUGGAGAAUGUGGUAGCCUGGCCAGGAUGUCAGGAGGACAUAGAACAGGCCCUCCCUACUCUCAUCCUCAGCCGGGCCUUGGGCCCAGUCUCCCGGCAGGCCGGGCCUAAUUCUGUGCCUCUGACUCAGCCUCAGGUGCGCAGCGGCCAUGAACAGUUUAGGCUGGCCCCCCGGGGGCCGUGCCCUGGGGCUCGAAAUAGCUCAUUUUGAUCCUGCUACCUCGGCCAGGAGCCCAGACCUGGCAACUGAUGCAACCAGCUGCUGCUGCGGCAAGAAGGAAGUGGUUAGAUGACAAUCGGGAUGAACUGAUUGGCCCAACUGAUGGAGGAAUGGCGAUUAGAGAGGGAGAAGAGUCCCCGCGUUGCCUCUGCAACUGAAAGAACGGUAAUUAGACCGGAGUCGGGACAGAACUUCUGCAGCAAGGUUUUAAAAAGCCGCACUUUUAGGCGAAGAUACUUUAGAUCACCUCCUAACUGCAAGCCCAUCCUCAAAUCCUUCCCAUUGGUGCACGGUCUUGCCAAUUACUGCUACACGCUGCAGGUUCUCCAAUCAAACGCGCUCUGUUUCAGGCAGGCAGGUGUUUCAACCAAUCGUGAGACACCUUCCGGCUACUCUUAUUUCCUCUCUUUCAUUGGUGGCCUUGGAGGCCUCUCGCUUCCUGCGCGGGCACUAAGAAGGGCGGGCUGAUAGGGCGUUGCUAAGCGACGGAGAUGCCAACGGGGCUUGUUUCGUAAAGGAGCAGAGCAGGAGGGAGUGCGGUGGGAGCCGCGGGAUGGACCGCAGCCUGCCAGUUUUCUCCAUUCAAAAGAAUCCCUUUGGAGGUGCGCUCUUGGGUGGAAGCCACUAUUGGCCAUCCCGGAGUCAGACCUCGUGUCCUAAGACCCUGAGCCCAUCCAGGUCUCAGAGAUCCAGGCUCCCACAAGCUCCCAAGGCUCCAGCCACAGGUCCCAACUCCCCUGAGCUGUCUGAAGAGUCCUGGACAUCCAGUUCAGGGACUCCUUCCCCACCCAGUACCACUGAGGGACAGAUGGGGGCUUCCCCAUCACCCACCCUAAUUGACAGUGGGGACUCCGUGGUGGCCAAGUAUAUAAACAGGUUCCGCCAGGCUCAUCCCACCAGCCGAGAGGAGCGCCAGCCUGCAGGCCCAACAGCAGCUGACUUUUGGUGGCUGCGUCCUGACUCUCCAGACCCCAGCAGUCAAAAUGCAGCAGCAGGAGCCAACAAACCACAAAGAAGACCUCAUACAGCUGUCCCUACUGCGGCCAAGGUGACCAGUGCAUCCCAGGCUGUGGCUCCCCUUCAGGAAAUAAAGCAGAACCUCAACACAUGGAACUCAUCUCUGCUGGACCUGGAGACACUGAGCCUACAGAGCAGAGCUGCCAGGCUGCUCAAACGCAGCAAAGCCUCCACAUCCUCCUCCUCCUCCCUCAGCCGCAGCGAUGCCAGGACUUCCUCAUUCCCCACCAGCUCCAACGAACUCUCUCCCUUCUCAGAGACCUUCAUCCCUGACUCAAGCAAGGGCCCUGGCCCCAGGGCACCUGCAUCCCCGGCACCAGCCCAGGCCCAGACCCCCACCCCUGCUCCAGCCCCAGCCUCCUCCCAAGCACCCCUUCGGCCAGAGGAUGACAUUUUGUACCAGUGGCGGCAGCGGCGGAAGCUUGAACAGGCUCGGGGAAGCAAGGGUGGUGGAGCCUGGGUGCUGCCUGGGACCCCUGCCCUCCAGACUCUGACCUCUCCUACUCCAGUGGAGACCCUCGGUGCUCUGGGAAACCAGCCUAACCACAUCCCACCAUGGAGCAGUGUGGCCCAGCCUGGUCCACCCGAGGUCUUCUAUGUGGAGAGGCCUCCCUUUCCCUCUGUGUCCUCUCCACAUAUCUUUUGGGCCCCUAGCCCCCACGGGUUCUGGGCCCCACAAUCUGGGCCUUGGGUAUCCCUCGGGGCUGUUCCUCCCAUGCAUCUGGCCUCCACCCUAGCGCCUCUGGCCUCCACCCUCCCACCCCUGGACUCUACCCACCAAUCCCCAGCCUCUACCCCAGCACCUCCAACCUCCACCCUCACACCCCCAGCUGGCCCCCAAGGCUUUCCUAUCCCUGAGCCAAGCAGCUCCGCCCAGCCUAACAGCCAGGGGCCCAAGUCUAGGAGGAGCAGAGCCCUUCCCCAAGAGGCUGCCCAGCCCGUCACUGAAGCUGGCCAGGGGCCUGGCCCUCAGCUCAGGGGUGUCCUGGGCCAGGUAGUGGCAGCUCGGCUGUUCCCUGACAGCCUGGAGGACCCGCCUUCUCACCUCAAGGGCCCACCUCCACCCAAGGCUGGAUCUCCAAAAGUCAAGACCACACAACCUCAAACCAAGGUCACUCCCCCUCCAUCUGAAUCCCAGCCUCAGGCCAAGGCCAUGCCACCCGCAGCAGGGUCAGUGAUCUGGAAGGCCGAAGCCACUCCAUCCCUUGGUGCGUGCCCACAGCCCGAGGUCCCACCCACUCCAGCAGAGCUGACAUCCACAGUCAAGGACACACCGCCUGCCUUCCAGGCUGGGUCUCCGGAGGCCCUGGCCCUGCCCCCGCCCGCUGCUCACCAUCCCCGCUCAGAGGCCCUGCUCGACCAGGCAGCCCGGCUGCUGGAGGCUGCAGAAGACUCUGAUGGCAGCGAGUUCCAGGACGAUCCUGUGCUCCAGGUGCUAAGAGCCCAGAGAGCAGAGCUGAGUCGGCAGAAAAGGGAAGCAGACGCCCUAUUAUCGUUCCUGUUGGACCAGGCCAAAGACCCGGGAUCUCGGUCCCCUCCAGCCAGGUUGCCCCCAAGGUCCCCAAGGAGGGUGCUACAAAGGGAAGGAGCUUCCCUGGAUGCCAAACGACUUUGAAUUGUACAGAUUCUAGAUUCUAUUUUACCCAGUGAGGUCUUUUUUGUUUGUUUGUUACUGGUUAUCUGUGAGAAAGUGUUUGUUUUAGAAAGGCCAAGGGGUUGUGCCAAUUUAAGGAAAUGCCCCCUGCCCUCCGCUGCCCCGUGGCUCUGUCCUUUCCCACCCCUACUCUCUUUCUUGACCACAGAAACAAGAUCUCCCUCCUGGUUUUAUCGUCCUUGGGGGAGAGGUUUCAGGCAAGACUUCGGGCAAGCCUGGGACCCACCUUAUCUGACGUCACUCAGGAUUCCUGGCUCAAAUAGGACCACAGGACUGUUCUCUGGGAAAGAAACUACAGGCUCAUCGGAGUGUUGGAUGAUGGUCCGUCCGCAGCCAUCAUCCAGCUUGAGCAGCAGCCGCAUCUCGUGCAGCUCACCCCUCCCUCCUUGAAGCACUUUCUCUCCUGCUUCCAGAACUUGAGCGUGUCAGCUCUGCCAUGACCCAGAGCCACAGCGCUGACUUCUGUCUAUGCCCACCCAGAGUCUCCUGCCUAGCUUCAUGACUCCAAACCCCAUCUCCAUUCUGAUGGUCCCCAGAUUUCUAUCUGUAACCUACACCUGGCCAUAGAAUCUUGGGCUCCUAGCUCAUUACCAUUUCUACCCAAGGGCUUGAAAAACAUCUCCAAUUCCAUAGGUCCUAAAUGGAGUCAGUCUUUCCCCCUGAGCAUGCCCCUCCCAACUUUCUUCAGCUCUGUCCUUUGCCAUUAGAGUUGCCUUUGGCUUCUGUCUUUCCCUUUCACCCACAGUUAACCUGCAAAUCCUGCCAUCUCCAACUUUAUCUUGUUUUAUUUUGAGACAGAGUUCCACUCAUGUUGCCCGGGCUGGAGUGCAGUGGCGCAAUCUUGGCUCACUUCAACCUCCACCUCCCGGGUUCAAGGGAGUCUCCUGCCUCAGCCUUCCAAGUACCUCGGAUUACAGGCACCCACCACCACGCCUGGCUAAUUUUUUUUUUUUUUUUUGAGAGGAAGUCUUGCUCUGUCACCCAGGCUGGAGUGCAGUGGCUCGAUCUCAGCUUACAGCAACCUCUGCCUCCCAGGUUGAAGCUCUUCUGCCUCAGUCGAAAGGGAGAAGCAGUUGAAUUCUGGAUAGAUUUUAAAGGUGGAGGCCAGGCAUGGUGGCUCACACCUGUAAUCCCAGCACUUUGAAAGGCUGAGGCUGGUGGAUCACCUGAGGUCAGGAGUUGGAGACCAGCCUGGCCAACGUGGUAAAACCCUGUUUCUACUAAAAAUACAAAACAAAAACAAAUGCUGGGCAGGGUGGCUCAUGCCUGUAAUCCCAGUACUUUGGGAGGCUGAGGUGGGCAGAUUACUUGAGGUCAGGAGUUUAAGACCAGCCUGGCCAACAUGGUGAAACCCUGUCUCUACUAAAAAUACAAAAAUUAACUGGGCAUGAUGGUAGGUGCCUGUAAUCCCAGCUACUCAGGAGGCUGAGGCAGGAGACUCUCUUGAACUCAGGAGGCAGAGGUUGCAGUGAGCUGAGAUUGCACCACUGCACUCCAGCCUAGGUGACAGAGUGAGACUCCACCUAAAAAAAAAAAUUAAUUUCUCUCUCUCUCUCUCUCUCUGUCUGUCUCUGACACUUGCUUUAGAGGCCACAUUUAAAAAACUGGUUGCCAUGCUGGGGAGAGGUUUGGGUUACACAGGUAUAUGCACUUAUCAAACUUAGUGAAGUGUGUGAAUUUCAUUGUAUGUAAAGUUUACCUCAAAAGAAAAUAUUGAACUCCAGUUAAAGAUAACACCUGUAAUCCCACUUCUUUGGGAGGCUGAGGCAGGAGGAUCACUUAAGGACAGGAGAACACCCUGGGCAACACAGCAAGACCCCAUCUCUACAAAAAUAAAUAAGUAAAUAAAUAGGUUUUGGAGGCGUGCUGAGGUGAGAGGUUUACUUGAGCCCAGGAGUUAAAGCUGCAUUGUACUGAGCUAAGAUUAGGCCACUGCACCCCAGCCUGAGCUACAGAACUACACCCUUUCUUUAAAAAAAGAAAAGUAUGUACACUAAAAUAUUUAGGGAGCAAUGUACCAAUGUCUGCAAUGUAUGUUGAAAUGUAUCCAUAGAUGAGUUAGGUUGAUAGAUAAAUAGGGUAAUAGGAAGGUAUAAGAUAAUGCAAGUAUAGCAAAGUGUUCAGGCAGGACCUAAGUAGUGGAUGUGGGGGUGUCCACUGUAAAACCUUUCAACUUCGCUGUAUGUUAGAAACGUUUCAUAAUAAAAUGACAGGGAAUAUA